AGCAGAACUUGCAGGCAACCCAGAACUACAUAUUCCAUCGAUUAAACAUCGAAUUCGUUACCGACGUUCAUUUCUCGUAGAGCCGAUUCCACAGCUCAACCUCAAUUCAAGUGAAAAUUAAUCCAUCGACAAGAUGAGAUCAAAAUUCACAGCAAUCUCAUGAGUCGUGAAUUAAAAAUUGCUCAUUUCCAUGUCACGAUAUGACGUCAACCAGAAAAGCCAGUGGUAUCAGCCUCGUCUCACGGCUAACCUUGGGUUUGGAGGAGGAGCCUAAUUAUGACGAAAUGAGUGAUGAAAACCUGCAAGAGAGUCUAGAGACAGCUAUUCAUACCAAUGAACUUCUGGAACUGGAAAAUAUAGUUUUCGAACGGUAUUUGAGGAGACACGACCCGCAAUCUCUCGUCACAAUGACACAAGCCCUGGAAACAGCGAAGCAACUGCAGAGAACUGCAUCCCUCAUAGCCCCGAUGGCUUCAUUCCAAAACUUGACAGGAAGUGUGCGUGGAUCCACCACGAUACGAGAUAAGAUUUCAAUGUCACCGAGUACAGGUGGAAGUGUUCAAACAGUCACAGGAAGUCGUCGUUACGGAUCUGUCCUGAUACCGCAGACCAAGAGCCUCAGGAUAACCGUCAACCAUCGAAUUGAGAUGGCGAAUAAAGAAAUCGAGGAAAUGAAGAAGCACCUGGUGAAUCUCGAGCAGGAAACCAUAAAGAAGAAGGCUAAUCUCAAGGCCAAGACCGAAGAAAUUCAGAUGAGGAUCAAAGACAUUCAGGAAGCGAAAACUCAGCUGGAGGAGAACGUCAUCAAGGGGGUGGAUCCUGUGACUGGAAAAAUUCCAGCUGAAAAAUUCAUCAGAUUCAUCGAAGACCGGAUCAAAGCUGCUGACAGAAUGAUAGAAAAAUUGCGGCUCAAGUCGCUGUCACUCAAGCAACAAAUCAAAAAGGUCAAAAUACAAUUGCAGCAGAGGGAAGAACUCGGCGAGACUCUGCACCCGAUUGAUUUUCAGGUUCUCGCGAUAGAGAAUCACGAUUACCUGAAGAAGAUCGAGGAGAAAACCGCGGACCUGUCGGAGCUGAAGAAAAUCACCGGCCGAUACAAUCUCGAAUUGAGUAUUAAAAAAAAUAAAUUACUGGAGCAACGACAAAUUCUCAAAAAUAUGGAGAAAGAGAUUGAGUUGAAGAAGAAACACAUCGAGAAACUCAAAGUUGAAGGAAAAAAUAUAAAAGAUGAAGUGGAGAAAACUGAUAAACAAAUUGAGGAGAUUAACAAGUUGAUGGCAGAACAAAAGGUGCCAGACGUUCUGGAAUUAAUAAAAGUGCAAGCGGAGCUCCAAGAAAUGAAGAAGACAUUCAAACGUCUAGAAAGACGUAAAAAUAUUCAAAUGAUUGCCCUAAACACCUUCAAAAAACAUCAAAAACAAUUAAAUCAAAUGGAAUUACCCAGGAAAUCACAGCCUGAUUAAUUUUAUCAAUCCUCCAAAUGCCAAUUAAAAAUACAACUGAUUGAA
Molecule: messenger RNA, 1508 nt
Organism: Fopius arisanus
Lineage: Eukaryota; Metazoa; Arthropoda; Insecta; Hymenoptera; Braconidae
Product: coiled-coil domain-containing protein 113
Exons: 6
Coding region: 201-1463 (420 amino acids)
Biological process (GO): cilium assembly
Cellular component (GO): axoneme; ciliary basal body
Source: RefSeq, a predicted model, not a curated record